CACGCGCGCGCUCGCCGGAGCCCCGCCCCGCCCCGCCCCAACGGAGGCAGGAGCGGGGCUUGGCGUUCAGCCCCGGUGGGAAAGGAGUUUCGCGGUGGCGGUCCGCACCUGGUGCUUUGUAGCCCCUUUACGAGCUUGGGGAAAGUGUCUGUAGGCCUCUCGUUAGCGAGCGGCGGGCAUCCGCGGGUUAAUGACAGGCGCGCGCUUGGCCGUCUCUUCCACUUUGCUGGUGAGGACUGGAACUGGCGCCAGGAAAUAUUAGGAAGACGUGAUUUUUCAAAACUAAUUAUGAGAACAUUUGUCAUUGGAAUUGGUGGGUGAGUAACUUUGCUGCAAACAGCUGGUCACGAUAGCCAGAUGACCUAAUGAAGUUUUCACAUGGUUGUGAUGGUGAAAGGAGAAGCAGUGGGAAAUCUGGAGUCCUGGAGAAGAGCAGGCCACAGCAGAGUGCUGCUACAUCAAUACCAGCAAGAGAUGGGAGCAUUUCUCAUAGAAAGAGAAGGUGUGACAAAUGGUGGGAAGACAACACUGGCAAAGAACUUGCAGAAACACCUCCCAAACUGCAGCAUAAUAUCUCAGGAUGACUUCUUUAAGCCAGAGUCUGAGAUAGAGACAGAUAAAAAUGGAUUUUUGCAGUAUGAUGUGCUUGAAGCACUUAACAUGGAAGAGAUGAUGUCAGCUAUUUCCUGCUGGAUGGAAAGUCCAGGACAUUCUGUGGGAUCAACAGAUGGCAGAAGUACUGAAGAAAUUCCCAUUUUAAUCAUCGAAGGAUUCCUUCUGUUUAAUUAUAAGCCCCUUGACACUCUAUGGAAUAGAAGCUACUUUCUGACCAUUCCCUAUGAAGAAUGCAAGAGGAGAAGGAGUACAAGGGUCUAUGAGCCUCCAGACCCCCCAGGGUACUUUGAUGGCCAUGUGUGGCCCAUGUACCUAAAGCACAGACGAGAAAUGGAGAACAUCACAUGGGAGGUUGUUUACUUAGAUGGAACAAAACCAGAAGAGGACCUUUUUUCACAAGUAUAUGAAGAUAUAACGCAACAACUUGAAAAACAAAAGUAUUGCCCCUGAGUGGAUAAAUUUUGGAACUGAGUAUUGAGUACAGAAAGAGGCCUGACCCUGCUGACGGAGAAUCAUUACAUUUUACUUUUCUCCCUAUUUGAGCUUGUGAAAAUAAUAGACCAGAGAAGGUCUGUCUUGCAGGGAAGGAUAUUUAAAAAUAGAAGCACUUUGGAAAGACAUAGAUAUCUUCUUACUACUGUUAGUGAGAAAUAAAUCAGGAAUAUGAAAUAGAAUUCCUGUGCUUCAUUUCUGUAUUUGCUGUUUCACAUACAGCUACUCCUCAUCAAAGAAGUUAAUGGUGACAUUGAAUGUAGAAAAAUACAGCCAAAAUUUGACAAGGAACAAAUCUGCUGAAGACUUCCCUAUCUGUUCAUAAACAACUUCAAUCCCUUGAGGAUGAAUUUACUGUGGGGAGGUUUUAUUGUGCUUAGUAUUAAACAUAGGGAGAGAUUAAAAGGCACAUAGAUUAUUAUGAUUAAAGUUGAGAUUCAAGUGCACAGUCUGCCCACCAGUUUGCCAUUUAAGGAUAAGCUUGUGAUACUACAUGGAACUAUAAAAUUGGAGCAAUAUCAGCUGUUCCAGUGCCGUUCCUCGAUAUGGAGGCUGAAACUAGAGUGCUGACCUGUCCAACAACGUGCAGCUGUAGGCUCAGGGCCAGGCCACAACUCCAACACCACAUAGCCAUGGACUGCUACGAUACACCAUCUCCCAUUCCUUCCCUUUUAAGAGAGCAAAUGAAGGAGCCCCAAAAGGCAAGAGCUGAGUCAGGGAAAAAUGAAACUUUCUGCUCUGAGUUUUUGGAGCUUAGGGAGGCAAGCCAACUCAUGAAGUUAACUGUGAGGAAGGAGCGGAGAGCUCCAGGACACGGGCUGUGCUGACCUUAGUUUUGUGACUCUAGCUGUUCUAUCAAGGCUCCAUCAAUGGUGGAGAGUUAGGAAAAAGUAAGGCUACAGAAAGAGGAUGGGCAUUACUCUUCCACAUCUGUGUACACACAUGAAUAAAGGGGAAUUGCAAUAGCAGCUUUGGGGCCCUGAUCAGGGUAAUAUGAUCAGCAAAUAAGAGAACAUCAAAAACAAAAUAUCUUGGGCUUAGGAGCAAGGUCAGAGGUAGGGGCCACAGGCACCACAUCUGGUCACAAAGGUUUCAAGAAGCCCCUGAAACAGCCCAAGAAGCAGACCAAAGAGAUGGAUGAGGAAAAUAAGACUUCCAAGCAGAAACAAGCAGAAUGAACUCAAGGAGCUAAAAGCAAAGGACACAGGGAAGAGCCCCCUGACCACAGGUGAAAUUAAGAAAUCUGGCAAAAAACAAGCUGUUUCUAGUGCCUGAGAU
Sciurus carolinensis (gray squirrel) is the source of this 2385-nucleotide messenger RNA. RefSeq names its product nicotinamide riboside kinase 1 (gene Nmrk1). Gene Ontology annotation, cellular component: cytoplasm. The transcript has 10 exons. The record is from RefSeq and is a predicted model, not a curated record. Bases 379 to 1065 code for a protein of 228 amino acids. NCBI's taxonomy places the organism in Eukaryota, Metazoa, Chordata, Mammalia, Rodentia, Sciuridae.